Molecule: messenger RNA, 6944 nt
Organism: Calliphora vicina (urban bluebottle blowfly)
Lineage: Eukaryota; Metazoa; Arthropoda; Insecta; Diptera; Calliphoridae
Gene: sdt
Product: stardust
Exons: 16
Coding region: 39-5648 (1869 amino acids)
Biological process (GO): establishment or maintenance of polarity of embryonic epithelium; protein localization to plasma membrane; morphogenesis of an epithelial sheet
Cellular component (GO): adherens junction; plasma membrane
Molecular function (GO): protein binding
Source: RefSeq, a predicted model, not a curated record
GGUUGUGUUUUGGCUGGUUUCCGUUUGUUGUUAUUGCAAUGCAAUCGAAUACAAGUCGUGCUACUUUAAGUGCACAAUCAUCGGGUACACCUUCGGCAUCAACAAUAUCAUCAUCUGGCAAGCAACAAGUUGUUGAGUUAUCCGGCUAUGUAAUUAUUUUAGUGGAAAAUGUUGAUGGCAAAAUCAAAUUGUAUGGCUCACCACCCGAUCGUGAUAAUUUGGAAGUGGGCGAUGAGAUACUCGAAGUUAAUGGCUUAACAUUGGACAAUAUAUCGCGUACGGAAAUUAUACGGCACAUACAUGAUUGCAUCAAAUCCUGUACCAUAUGUUUGCGGGUACGCAAGAAAAAUGAUUCCAGGCUGGCUUGGGACAUUGGCAAUUCAGUGCAAGACGCCUUUGUUAUAGCAGUUGAGGAGCAUGCCAGAGAACGUUUGCAACGUUUAGCGGCCUUAAAUCGUGUAACACCGGUGGACAUAACACAACUAUCGAAAAAGUUACAACAAACCAAAGGCGGUGCUGCAUCUACACAAAAACAAGAUUUAAGUUUCCUAAACGAAGCCUCCCCCAUCUAUGUGACCUCAUUCAAUAGCAAUCAUACGGCCUGCAACAGUACGACCUUAACAACAGCAUCGACCUCGGCAACAGCUGGUCUAAUAAGUGCAACAACAAUAACACCAACAGCAAUAGCGUCAACAACGACUAAUGCAAGUUCAAUUAAAUCGCAACAACCAACCAGUGGCAUAGCUUUAUUGGCCACAGCCACCGUAGCAGCAGCCACAGCUGGCAGCAAGCAGCCAACGACAAGCACCACUGCAGCAGCAGCAGCAGCCGAUAGGAAUGCCAACAAUAAUUACAGCCAAGUUGCAAUACCAGGAUCAGCAGGAGCAGCAGCAUCAGUAGUAGCCGCCCCUACUACCUCUUCAAUCUUGACAAAUCAUAAUAGUAUAUUCCAAGCAACUCCCUUAUCAAAAUUGCCUCCCGGGUUGCAGCAUAAAAAACUAACUAUAGCACGUAGUUUACAGCAUUUGGAAGUGAAGGAAGAGGAUGAUGAUGACGACGAUUUGGCGGCCUUAGGUGCUAAUCUGUGUAAUAUUAAUUUUAUCAACUAUAAAAAUAAACAUGCUGAAAUACCGACGCCCACAGCCGCCACAGUUGUAGCCACACCAUUCAGCAACACCACACACACCUCCACAGCGCCUUUAUCAGCUGGCAAUAGUUCCACUUUGGGUAGAAGAAAAUCACAAACCAAUACCAUAAGUGCCACAGUGGAUGUUCAUCAUUCGACCUCUACAACAGCAACGCCCAACGCAGCUGUAGCAGCAGCAGCAACAGCUUCCUCGUAUCACGAUCAUAUACCACCGCCUUUACAACUACCCCCGCCAAAUAAAAUCUAUGUGGAUGCCCAGACCUUAACCUCGCCCCGUUUGGCCAAGGAGCAGACCACAAUACCACAACAACAACAACAGCAGCCCAUUGUGCAGCAACCAUUGCUACUCAACAAUAAUAAUAACAAUAAUUUAAAAACAUCAUCACAAACCACUGCUGCAACAUCACUGGCCACUGCCUCAUCUUUGGCAGCUGCGGCCGCUACCGCCACCGCAUUACUUCAUUCCAAUAAUAACAGCAGCAACACUACUACACAAAAAUUAUCAUCGAUCUGUAGUAGCAGUAAUUUAUCAAAUUCAAUUGCCUCAAAUGCCCAGUUAACAUCAACAGCAUCAUUAAUAACAAAUACUACUACAGCAGCAGCAGCAGCUCCCACAUUAGGAGUAACAUCAUCAUCAUCAUUAUCAUUAGGUACAUCACCACACAUAGCUGGCAUUUCGUAUAAUAGCCAACAAAUAUCAGCAACAACAACAACAAAUCUUAUUAGUAGCAAUAAUUGUGAUUUAUAUUUAACAACCAAUAAUCUUCAGCAGCAACAGCAGAUACAGAUACAGCAGCAGCAGCAACAACCACCGAGAAGAGAGUUACUAACCGACGAUGAUGAAGAUGAAAUUGAUGAUGUUUUACAAUUAAAUACCAAUAAUUUAACAAAUAAUUUAACACAAUUAAGUUAUAGUCCAAAUAGUAGCAUAUCAAAAGGAGGAUUUGAAUUAUUAUUAGGCGAUCAAUCGUUAAGACAAGACAUUAGGCCCCGCCGCCGAUCCGGCUCUAGCAUAGUGGUUUUAGAUAGCGAAGAUUUAAAACCCUGUCUGCCCGAUGUUUAUAAUAAUUUACCACAUAUACGACAAACAAACGAAGAAGAUACACAAGAAAUUGAUCAGGAAUUGUAUACCACCAUGUUGAAGUCCAUAAAUCAAGAUAAUGGACCUCAUCGUGAGAUGGCUGUGGAUUGUCCCGAUAAUUUUAUAGCUCGCAAUAAAACACCUCCGCGUUAUCCACCACCCCGUCCACCACAGUCGCAAAAACUUAAUAAUAGUUUGAGUUUGAAGGCCGCCCAGUCCGGCUCAGUUACCCAUAAUCCCAAUGGCAGUGGAGAGCCAGUAGCAGUAGCUGCUGCCAGCGAUGAUUUGGAAUUAAUGGUGGAUUCAUUGUAUCUAAAGGGCUCUUCUUCACACUCCUCCUCCUAUGAAAGUGAGGUUUUAAGCAAGAAGUCAACUGAAUCGUAUGACUCCAUUUCCUAUCGCCAGCUCAACAACAAUAAUAACAAUAACAACAAUCAUUUGAAUAGCAAAGCUAACCAUCAUGUUAACAAUCAAACUUCCAACUCCAACAACUCGUCUUCCUCCUCCUCCUCUAUGACAGCAAAUCAUGCCAAAAUUAAUGGCCAUUCGGCCGAGCUUUUGAAUGGCUGCAAUGGCGGCAGUGGCGAUUCCUUGCCCAGCCUUAACAGCUCCAGUUCUACGCCCCCACCCGAAUACGAACUCAAAGAGUUCUCCUCCAAAAAUGCCGUUUUACCCGCUGCCGUCAAGCAUCGCGAAUUGCCGGUGGAUGUACCCGACAGUUUUAUAGAAAUUGUUAAAACUCCUCCCCGCUAUCCACCACCGGCUCAUUUGUCUUCUCUGUCCUCGCAAAUUUCCUCUUGCUCUUCGGCCUCCACGGCCAAUACCACAUUGACGCGCAUUAAUUCAUGCAAUAACUCCAAUACCGAGUCACACAACAUGAGCUUUUCACCACAGUCUCUGAAGCAGCAGCAGCAGCAGGAGACUUCUUUGAUUUCGACCAUGUCAUUGAAUGGCUCCUAUGAGGAUUUUCAGCAGCAGCAACAAGGAUUUCAUCAAAUGGGCACGCAAAAGCCCCAGCCACAAGUGGCCGGAAAGCUUUUAGAUGAGUUGAAUGGUUCCAUUAAACCUGUGCCACCGCCUCGUGAUACUGUGCCGCCGCAACUGCCCGAUCGUCGUGGCAUGCCCAUGGCCAACAGUAUUGGCAUAGCGCCUCAGCAAAUAGCGCAAAUUGUGGAGCCCACACUGGAGCAGUUGGAUAGUAUUAAAAAAUAUCAGGAACAAUUACGUCGUCGCCGUGAGGAGGAAGAACGUAUUGCCCAGCAAAAUGAAUUCUUGCGCGCCAGUUUACGCGGUUCCCGUAAACUCAAGGCCUUGCAGGAUAAUAAGCCCACGGCUCAGCAGCAACAGCCGGUGGCGGCCGAACGUUCUGUGGUGGGAGUGGAGAAUGAAGCUUAUAUUGAAGAUGAAGAUGCAACGGAAAAGAUAACUGGUUAUGGUGACCUCAUAGCCGCCUUGACACGUCUACAAAAUCAACUUACCAAAAAUGGCAUGACCACACUCGCAGGCCGAGUGUCGGCCGCCCACAACAUACUCUCCAAUCCGGGAGUGGCUCAUGCUUUAGCAGCCCGCCAGGCUGUCCUCCAACGUAGACGACCCAAAGUCAACAAUCCCGUCAGUACAAACGCCAUGGAAUUGCAAAAGGACAUUGUCGAGCUGCUGGCCAAAUCCAAUUCAGCCUCAGCCAUUGAAUUGGGCAAUUUGCUGACCAGUCACGAAAUGGAGGGUCUACUGCUAGCCCACGAUCGUGUGGCCACCCACACCGAUGGCACACCAUCGCCCACAUUAAGUGGGGCCGGCAGUCCACAACCUCCCCUGUCACCCAGCAGUGGAUCAGCAGCAGCACCACCACCUCCCCUACCAGUACCCCCUAAAUCGGCUUCUUUAAGGGGCACCGCAGUACCGCCACCAGUGGUGCCACCGCCUUUGGCUCAGCGCGGAGCCAUGCCUUUGCCACCCAAUGUGGCACCGCAUAAUGCUACCAGUGGCGGACAGACAGGUUAUGCUCAUAUGAAACCAACGGGUCGACCUGACAGCCCACCUCUGAGUGCCUGCUUUGGCAUACUAAACGAUCAAAAUGACAAUAUACGUAUUAUACAAAUUGAAAAAUCGACUGAGCCACUGGGGGCCACCGUGCGCAACGAAGGCGAGGCUGUGGUCAUAGGCCGCAUAGUGAGAGGAGGAGCUGCCGAAAAAUCGGGUCUUUUACACGAAGGCGAUGAAAUACUGGAAGUCAAUGGCCAAGAGCUGAGAGGCAAAACGGUAAAUGAGGUGUGUGCUUUACUCAGCACAAUGCAGGGUACUUUGACAUUCCUUAUUGUGCCCGCUGGCAGCCCACCACCCGGUGGCGGCCUACAUCGCGAAAAUGCUAUACUACAUGUGCGCGCCCACUUUGACUACGAUCCCGAGGAUGAUUUGUAUAUACCCUGCCGCGAGUUGGGCAUCAGUUUUCAAAAGGGCGAUGUUUUGCAUGUUAUAUCGCGCGAGGAUCCUAACUGGUGGCAGGCCUACAGAGAGGGAGAGGAAGACCAAACGUUGGCUGGUCUUAUACCUAGUCAAUCAUUUCAACAUCAAAGAGAAACCAUGAAACUGGCCAUAGCCGAAGAGGCGGGUCUGCAGGGUAAGAAUCGUGGCAAAGAGGGUGCUAGCAAGGGCUCCACACUGUUGUGUGCGCGCAAAGGACGCAAGAAGAAAAAGAAGGCCAGCUCGGAAGCGGGCUAUCCUUUGUAUGCCACCACCGCCCCCGAUGAAACCGAACCCGAGGAAAUACUCACUUAUGAAGAGGUUGCCUUGUACUAUCCCCGUGCCACACACAAACGUCCCAUUGUCCUCAUAGGUCCCCCCAAUAUUGGACGUCAUGAAUUGCGUCAACGUUUAAUGGCGGAUUCCGAACGAUUUUCAGCAGCUGUACCACACACCUCCCGUACCCGACGCGAAGGUGAAGUUCCCGGCGUGGACUAUCAUUUCAUAACACGCCAGGCUUUUGAGGCCGAUAUUUUGGCUCGCCGUUUUGUGGAGCAUGGCGAAUAUGAAAAGGCUUAUUAUGGCACUUCCCUGGAAGCCAUACGCACUGUAGUGGCCAGUGGUAAAAUAUGUGUUCUUAAUUUACAUCCACAAAGUCUAAAACUACUAAGAGCUUCCGAUUUGAAGCCCUAUGUAGUGCUGGUGGCACCUCCUAGUCUCGAUAAGUUGCGGCAAAAGAAAUUGAGAACGGGUGAACCAUUUAAGGAGGAAGAACUCAAAGAUAUUAUUGCCACCGCCCGUGACAUGGAGGCACGCUGGGGCCAUUUAUUCGAUAUGAUUAUUAUAAAUAAUGAUACUGAACGAGCUUAUCAUCAGCUAUUGGCUGAAAUCAAUUCUUUGGAACGUGAACCCCAAUGGGUGCCAGCCAGUUGGGUGCAUAACAACAGAGAUGAGUCAUAAUUUUAAUUACAACAAAAAAAAAUUCAAAUUAAAUAAUUACAGUUAUUGAAAAAUUAAACAUUUUGCAUGAAAAACCACAACUCAUAUUUACAAAAAAGAAACUACUAAAAUGUAUAUAAAAAAUCAAGAUAUUAAGAGAAAAAAACAAAACAUAGUUAUCAUAACUGGGCAAUAUUUUAUUAAAAGUUUUAUUUUUUUAUAAUUUGUAGAUAUUUUUUUUUAUGUAUGUAUAUUUUAAUAACUUUUAAACAUUCCUUAAAAUAAUUUCUUAAUUUUUUUUAAUUUACAAACAAAAAAAAACUAAAGAAAUUUAUUAUUAUUUAAACUUUGUUAAACAUUCCCUCCCUGUUUUUUAAUUUAAACACAAAUUUACUAACAUUUUCAUUUUAUUUUUGAUAUUUCGGAAAAUGUUAUGAUAAUUUUUGGCAGAAUUUAGCUUAGAAAAUCAUAACUAAUCAAUAAAUUUAGUUAAUAAAUAAAUAAAACUAUACUUAAACAACAAAAAAAAACAGAACUAAAGAAAAAAACUCUUAAAACUUAAACACAGGCUAGCAAGAAAAACUACUUAAAGAUAAAACCACAAAUAAACAAUAAUUUAGUAAAUUAUUAUUAACAAAAAGUUUAAGAAAACCAACCCCCAUUUACUUUAUAACAACUACAACCAGACAUCAUUAAAUGUAUGUUUUUUAGAGUAAAUAAAUUUAAAAAAUAAAAUAUUUAAAUCAAUAAUUUAUAAACUAAACUAAAAUUAUAAAAUAAAAUUUAUAAAAUGUUAAAUAAAAAUAUUUUUUAAUCCCAAAACCAAGACCCCCCCCCUUGACACUUGUUAAAUAACGUUUAACUUGAAUUUAUAUUUUCUGUUAACACGUAAUUAAAUUUAUAAUUAAAAUUAAAUUAAAAACCAACAACAUUUAUCAAAUUUAAACAAGUUGUUACAACAAAUUUAUAAAAACAAAAUUAUUGACAACCAACAUUAAACUAAAAAUAAUUAUAUAACAAAAAAAUGUGUUUUUUUGAUAUUUUGUAGUUAUUUAAUGAUUAUUUUUUGUUUUAUAUAAAAAAUUUAUUAAAUAAACUAAACAAAUUAUAACAAAUAUUAAAUAAAAAUAAACCUAACUGAUAACAACAAGUGAAAUAUACUAGAAUUUAGCAAUGUAACUGAAAAAUGGUAAAAUAUGACAAAAAAAAAAAUAUAUUAAAUAUGUUAAAUUAUUUUUAGUUGUAAAAUCUAUAAAUAAACAAAUAAAAAAAAAAUUCUGAAAAAUAAUAUAAAACCAACAAAAAAAAGAAAGAAAA